AUGGAGGCAGCACGGCCAUACGUGAAGGAGAUGGCAAGCAAGCACCAUCCGCAUCUUGUGCGUCUAUUGGGCUAUUGCAUCGACUUCGACCUCUCCACACGACUCAUGGAGCAGAUCCUCGUUUACGAGUUCAUGCCCAACCACGACCUUGAGAGCUGGAUUGGUUCUGGUGUCUCCCAUCCUCUUUCGCUUCGUCAAAGGCUUGACGUUCUGAUUGGAGUGGCAAAGGGGUUGCAGUAUCUUCAUGACUUUGGCAUUGUGCAUCGCGACAUCAAACCUGCCAACAUUCUCCUUGAUGCAAAGAUGCAGGCAUGUCAAUAUUGUUACUUUGGGCUUGUGAAGCUUGGUGGGGGCACUGCUAUGGGCACGUCUGUGGCUGCCACUCGAGUGAUGGGAACACCGGGCUAUGUGGCCCCGUUGGUGGACUCCGGUGCUGUAUUGGCAUUCAAGGACCCUCACUUGGACGCACCAGAUGACUUGGUGCUGCGCUGGGCUCGCCUUGCCCUCUCCUGCACCGCCAUGCCUGCAGCCUCCCGCCCCUCCAUGAAUCAAGUGCUUUGGGAGCUGGUGAAGUUGAAGCAGGAGGCGUCCGGAGCACAUGAGGGUCAUGUGGGCGAGGCCAAAUCUCGCAUUGACAUGGAGCUUGGGAGCUCCAUUGGCUCCUCCAGCUUCACUGCUGAAAUGGCCCGUGCGGAGCGCGAGGGGGGCAUGCCAAGUGGCUCUUCCACGUAA
This is a messenger RNA of Closterium sp. NIES-65, 732 nucleotides long. NCBI's taxonomy places the organism in Eukaryota, Viridiplantae, Streptophyta, Zygnematophyceae, Desmidiales, Closteriaceae. The record is from the annotation of a GenBank genome assembly.